Messenger RNA from Magallana angulata, 641 nucleotides. RefSeq lists its product as uncharacterized. Lineage: Eukaryota; Metazoa; Mollusca; Bivalvia; Ostreida; Ostreidae. Bases 38 to 592 code for a protein of 184 amino acids. The record is from RefSeq and is a predicted model, not a curated record. The transcript has a single exon.
UGAUACUUUGUAUGUUCAAUCUUCAAAUGUAAUUUUCAUGUCAUGUUUUUCUACAGGACAUGGAACACUGAUUGGGAAGGAAACUGGCAAAGUUCUGCAGUUUGAGACAAGGAGUAAAAGUUGCAGUGUCUGUGACUACCAUGCAGAGGGUCCAAUACCAGUCCAUCAGUGUACAAGAAAUUGGGAUGGAUCUAGCAAGGCCAUGGAGCCAGACAUGGCCAUGUCUAUGCUCCACAAAAUGAAAGACAGUGGCCAUCCAGUGCAGAUCAUUCACGGUGACAACGAUUCCACCACUUCUUCCUCUUUGAAAUUGGAGUUUCCUGAAAUCAGAAAAAAAGAUGACAAAAAUCAUAUAAAAAAGGGAAUUUCAAAAAAGCUGUACACAUUAGCCACAAAGUGGAAGGAGCUUCAGUCCCAGUCAUCUGUGAUUCCAUACCUAGUGAGGUGUUUUAUGUAUGCUCUUGCCAAGGCCAACACCAGUGAUGAUGUCCAUGAAGGACUUUCACAGAUUGUGCCUCACAUCUUUGGUGAACAUAAAUUGUGCAGUGACGACUGGUGUUCAUUCUCAAGAGAUUCUUCAAAUUUCAGGUAAGAAAGGAAAAAUUUAUAAGUGUUUAAUCAAAUUUAAGCCCUUAGAUUAA